Molecule: messenger RNA, 735 nt
Organism: Centrocercus urophasianus (Greater sage-grouse)
Lineage: Eukaryota; Metazoa; Chordata; Aves; Galliformes; Phasianidae
Gene: MRPS25
Product: mitochondrial ribosomal protein S25
Exons: 4
Coding region: 24-545 (173 amino acids)
Cellular component (GO): mitochondrion
Molecular function (GO): structural constituent of ribosome
Source: RefSeq, a predicted model, not a curated record
GCGGGCGGCGCGGGGCCGCCGCCAUGCCGAUGAAGGGGCGCUUCCCCGUGCGGCGGACGCUGCAGUAUCUCAGCCAGGGCGACGUCGUUUUCAAGAGCUCCGUGAAGGUUAUGACCGUGAACUACAACACGGCGGGGGAGCCGAGCGAGGGGGCGAGGAAGUUUGUGUUUUUCAACAUCCCCCAGAUCCAGUACAAAAACCCCUGGGUGCAGAUCAUGCUUUUCAGGAACAUGACGCCUUCGCCCUUCCUCCGUUUCUACCUCGAUAGCGGAGAACAAGUUUUGGUUGAUGUGGAGGAUAAAACCAACAAGGAGAUAACUGAGCACAUUAAAAAAAUUCUGGGCAAAAGCAAAGAAACACUUGAAAAAGAGGAAAGAGAGAGAGAAAAACUGUCACAUCCUGCAACUUUUGGGCCCAAGAAGUAUCAUCUGCAAGAGUGCAUGUGUGAAAUUGAAGGCCAGGUUCCUUGCCCUGCCUUUGUGCCACUGCCCAAAGAGAUGAGAGGAAAAUACAAAGCUUCACUGAAAAAUGAAUCAUCUGCCUGAAAUCUCAGGUCAUACAGCUGUGUUUCCUCAGGGCUGGAUGAUCACGGUGGUUCUUCAGAGACAAGUGUUAACAAAUCCUGGAAAUGGGAGCAAGUUCAUGUGAUACUGACAUCCCCAUCUCAUUACAGCCACAGCUAGAAUAAUUAUUGUGAAAAAUAUUAUCAAAUAAAUGUAAGUUUAAAAAAAAAAA